AAUAUUGGAUUUGAGCACAAAAGGUGUGUCUAUUCAGGUUAAAUGAAUAGACAUUACCAGACCAAAAGGUGUGACCAUUGGGGUGAAAUGAAUAGACAUGACUAUUAUAAAUAGACAUGACUAUUGCAUUUAAUAAAAGAAGUGUAAUCAUUAGCCAACGGUCACGAUCUAUGCCUAUAAAAGGCAAAUGGUUCUACCAAUUAAAAGGAUGAAGAGAAUCAGAACAAUUCUGAUUGUUCUUUCUCUCUAGAAUUAUCUCCUACGAUUAUACUUAAGAGGCUCGCAAAAUCCAAAGGUAUUCGGGUCUCUCUUCGUUUGUGCAUAACGCAGUUAGACAACAGUUGGAGACUGAGCUUCAUUUUAUCUUGGAGCCGGCUUCGCUGUAACCCGGUGCACACCGAAUUCUCUUGAAUUGGUGGGGGCGAAUAUCGUCUUAAGGACAGCGACAUAGUAAAGUGACUUGAAGCAUCUCUAUUUAUCCAUUUUCAUCGGCUACGACGAAUUUUGCACCAACACCUUUCCGGGCCAGUUCCCUUUGACCUAGGGAGAAAGAUGAAGGAUCUGUGGAGGCUUAAUCUAGUCGAAAAUAAUUUAGGGUCAGGGGAUGCUAGCGACUUGAGGUUCAUUGAUUCAUUAACUAACUGCAGCAAGCUAGAAAUAUUGGGUUUCAAUGAAAAUGGUUUUGGGGGUGUUUUACCCACUUCCAUAGCAAAUCUCUCCAGUCACCUCAAUACUUUAGCAGCAGGAGAGAACCAGCUGGUUGGACCCAUCCCCGUGGGAAUUUCAAACUUGGUCAACUUAAAUACGUUGGGUUUGGAAGGAAACUUUUUUUCAGGGGUCCUUCCCUUUGAAAUAGGGAAGCUUAGAAACCUCGAACGGGUAUCUUUUGGUAUAAACAAAUUGUCCGGUCCCAUACCAGAAAGCAUUGGAAAUCUCACUCAAAUAUUUGAGAUAUACCUAUAUCAGAACAACUUGAACGGAACCAUUCCUUCAAGUAUUGAAAACAUCCGAGGCUUGCAAACCUUGGAUCUCUCACAUAAUUUCUUAACUGGCCCCAUACCCAAAACAGUAGGCCUUUUCUCCACUUUAACCUUCAUGUACUUGGCUCAUAACGCAUUUAUCGGUGUCCUACCACUCGAAAUCGGGAAAUUGAACAAUCUCCAGGAACUAGAUGUUUCAGAGAACAAGUUGUCUGGACAUAUUCCAAGUACUCUAGGAAAUUGCUUGAAAUUAGAAGGGCUUUUUCUAGAGGGUAACAUGUUUCAGGGUAGUAUUCCUCCCUCUUUUAGCUCCUUGAAAGGAAUUGAAAGUCUAGAUCUUUCACGCAAUAACUUGUUCGGCCAAAUUCCAGAAAAUCUAGCAGCCCUCAGGUUUUUGAAGAAUCUGAACUUGUCAUUUAACAACUUGGCUGGUGAGGUGCCUUUGCAAGGUGUCUUCGGAAACUUGAGUACGAUUUCACUUGUUGGGAACAGAGGGCUUUGUGGAGGCAUUGCAGAAAUGCGGUUACCUGCUUGCCCAAUGUCCAUAAAGAAGGAGAAUCGCCUUGGGUUCAAUAUUAUUGUUCCAAUUGCUUGCAUAAUCCCAUGUCUUUUAGUGGUGCUAUUUUUGGUUGUUUAUCUUAGGAAAAGAAAACAAAAAACCAAAUCUCUCGCCCAACAAGUCAUUGGAGAUAAUUUCUUGAGGGUUUCAUAUGACCAGCUCGUUAACGCCACUGGUGGAUUCUCUUCAUCAAACUUUAUUGGAGCUGGAAGUUUUGGCACCGUGUACAAAGGAAUUCUCCAUGAAAACGAAAAAGCAAUUGCAGUCAAGGUGCUCAAUCUUGAACAAAGAGGAGCAUCUAAGAGCUUCGUGGCUGAAUGUGAAGCUUUGAGGAAAACAAGGCACAAAAAUCUUCUUAAGAUUAUAACAGUGUGUUCAAGUGUAAACCAUGCAGGUGAAGAUUUUAAAGCACUAGUUUUUGAGUACAUGCCCAAUGGAAGUUUGGAGAAGUGGUUGCAUCCAGGAGAAGAUACACCACAACAAGAAUGGAACAUGAGCCUUUCCCAAAGGCUAAAUAUAGCGAUCGACGUUGCAUGUGCCUUAGAAUACCUUCAUCGCCGUUGUGAAACUCCAAUUGUUCACUGUGAUCUAAAGCCAAGCAAUGUUCUCCUCGAUGAAGACAUGAUUGCCCAUGUGGGAGAUUUUGGGCUGGCCAAGUUCCUCACCAUAAAUAACAGUAACAGUGAUGGCGGGCAAACAAAUUCACUUGCAAUCAAAGGUUCUAUAGGAUAUGUUGCACCAGAAUAUGGAACUGGAGGAAGGACAUCUACAGAAGGAGAUGUUUACAGCUAUGGGAUUUUGUUAUUGGAAAUGCUGACAGGAAAAAGACCGACAAAUGGAAUGUUUACAAUCAGACAAAGCCUUCAUGAAUUUUGCAAGGUGGCAUUGCCAGAGAGAGUGAUGGAGAUUGUUGAUCCGCGCAUGCUAUUAGAAGAAGCUAAUGAAGUUGAAAAAGAUACUCAGAAUGAAAGAAUUAGACAAGCCAAAAUAAGAGAAUGCUUAGUUUCCCUUAUGAGGAUUGGAAUUGCAUGUUCUGAGGAAUCACCUGGCAAAAGGAUGAACGUCAAGGACGUGAUCAUAGGAUUAAUGACAAUAAAGGAAGUCUUUCUUGGAGUAGGUAUCCAUGGCAAGAGACAAAUGAGGAUGCGACUCACCGGUGAAGGAACGUCUCUAGAAUAGCUACUGAGAGUGCCGCUAGAGGAAUUGACUCUGCGGAGGAUGCUUGGAAGGUUUGAAGCACAAUCACUUAGUUAGAAAGGCCAAAACCCAAAUAUGCAGGCAGUUUGUUAAUCAUGUAAAUUAAAAAGAAUAAAAGAGAAGGUGAAAGUUCUCUCCCACGUAUAGUUUUGAGUUUUCAAGUAGUCAUAGUUGUGCAUAUUUAAUUAAUUCCGUAUGCAUGUAAGUUCCCACAAAAUGUAAGGCAUUAAGAAUGUGUGUGCCAGUAGCAUCUUAUAUUGGUUUGGUAACAAAUAGUAACAUUUUCGAAACUCUCUCACUUGGGAAUGGAUGUGUUUUC
Messenger RNA from Rhododendron vialii, 3055 nucleotides. Its product is annotated as probable LRR receptor-like serine/threonine-protein kinase At3g47570. NCBI's taxonomy places the organism in Eukaryota, Viridiplantae, Streptophyta, Magnoliopsida, Ericales, Ericaceae. Gene Ontology annotation, biological process: protein phosphorylation. The transcript is spliced from 2 exons. Gene Ontology annotation, molecular function: ATP binding; protein binding; protein kinase activity. Bases 553 to 2718 code for a protein of 721 amino acids. The record is from RefSeq and is a predicted model, not a curated record.